Molecule: messenger RNA, 2077 nt
Organism: Malania oleifera
Lineage: Eukaryota; Viridiplantae; Streptophyta; Magnoliopsida; Santalales; Ximeniaceae
Product: pentatricopeptide repeat-containing protein At4g14050, mitochondrial
Exons: 1
Coding region: 91-1923 (610 amino acids)
Biological process (GO): RNA modification
Molecular function (GO): RNA binding; zinc ion binding; protein binding
Source: RefSeq, a predicted model, not a curated record
AUUUCAUUUGCAAAAGAGAUGUGUAUAUUUAUGUAUAUAUGCUUCCGGGCCGAAUUCACUUCAACAAAAAUCGAGACCAAAACGGAAUGAAUGCUUUGCCGUCGCCUCCUUUAUCAACUGCAUGCUUGUGCCACAAGCCAAAUUCCAUCUGCUGCGAAAUCGCUCCAUGCUCAAAUCAUCAAAACCGGUCUAGAACACUGCGAACCCCUGCCCAAUACCCUCGUAAACGUAUAUGGCAAAUGCGGCCUCGUUCAGGACGCCCGUCAGGUGUUCGACGGAAUUCCCCACAGAGACCUUGUGUCAUGGGCUUCCAUUCUCACUGCUCACAACCACGCCAACCUCCCACACAUAGCCCUUUCGAUCUUUCCCAACAUGCUCACACAUGACGGGUUGCAGCCUGACCAUUUCGUGCUUGCAAGCCUUGUUAAGGCUUGUUCUAACUUGGGUGCCAUCAAGCAAGGAAAGCAAGUGCAUGCCCACUUUGCUGUGUCCCCGUUUCAUGAUGAUGACGUUGUUAAGUCAUCUCUUGUUGAUAUGUACGCAAAAUGUGGUUUAUCUGAUAAUGCUCGGUCGGUUUUUGACUCGAUUUUUAGGAAAAAUUUAGUUUCUUGGACGGCUAUGAUAUCUGGGUAUGCUAGAAGUGGGCAAAAAUCAGACGCCAUGGAGUUGUUUCAUAGGAUUCCGGUUAAGAAUUUGUUUUCUUGGACGGCUUUGAUAUCAGGGUUGGCACAGAGUGGGAAUUGGAGUGAUGCAUUUUAUCUAUUUAUGGAGAUGCGGAGAGAAGGGGUUGAUAUUGUUGAUCCGUUCGUGCUUUCAAGCAUUGUUGGAGCUUCCGCUAGCUUGGCUAUGUUGGAUCUUGGCAAGCAAAUUCAUUGCCUAGUUAUGGUUCUUGGCUUUGAUUCUUGUUUGUUCAUUAAUAAUGCACUUAUAGAUAUGUAUGCAAAAUGUAGUGAUAUUUUAUCAGCGAGGAAUAUAUUUGAUUGUAUGCUUUAUCAGGAUGUCAUUUCUUGGACUUCAAUAAUUGUUGGGCUAGCUCAGCAUGGGCUAGCUGAGGAAGCAUUAUAUACUUAUGACAGGAUGGUUUCAGCUGGAUUACAGCCAAAUGAAGUUACUUUCGUUGGGUUGAUUUAUGCUUGUAGUCAUGUUGGUUUAGUUAACAGAGGUCGUUAUCUUUUAAAUUCCAUGAUCAAAGAUUACGGAAUAAGCCCUUCCCUUCUGCAUUACACGUGCUUGUUGGAUCUUCUCAGCCGAUCUGGACAUCUUGAUGAGGCAGAAAAUGUCAUUAAAACAAUGCCGUUCAAACCUGAUGAAGCUACUUGGGCUGCUUUCUUAAGUUCUUGUAGGCGCCAUGGGAAUGCACAAAUGGCUAUUAGGGUUGCUGAUCAUCUGCUGAACUUACAACCUGAAGAUCCUUCAACCUAUAUACUAUUAUCUAAUACCUAUGCUGGCCUUGGAAUGUGGGAAAAUGUAUCGAAGAUCAGAAAAUUGAUGUCAGCGAUGGAAUUUAGAAAGAAACCUGGUUACAGUUUCAUUGACUUUGGAAAAGAGAGUCAAGUGUUUUAUGCCGGGGAGACAUCUCAUUAUAUGAAGGAUGAGAUUUUUGCUUUGCUCAAAGAGUUGGAAGCAGAGAUGAAGAGAAGGGGUUAUGUCCCUGACACUAGCUCUGUUUUGCAUGACUUGGAGCAGCAAGAGAAGGAAAGACUGCUGUUUUGGCAUAGUGAGAGGUUGGCAGUUGCUUAUGGGCUGCUUAAGGCUGUUCCUGGAACAGUUAUACGGGUAGUAAAAAAUCUUCGUGUUUGCGGGGACUGCCAUACAGUACUGAAAUUUAUUUCCAGUAUUGUGAAAAGGGACAUUGUUGUCAGAGAUGCCAGCAGAUUUCACCAUUUUAAGGAUGGAAGGUGCUCAUGCACUGAUUUUUGGUGAUUUUGUGCUUGUGGGGCAGAAUCUUCCUUGCUUCAUUGCUUUUAUCUGCCAAAUCAAUCUAAUGUUCUGAACUUUGAGGUUGCUUAUGUAUUCCCUCAGUUAUGUACUUCGAAGACCUCAAGUAGAGUUAAUUUUUACCUACAUGUUGAACUUU